Molecule: messenger RNA, 8085 nt
Organism: Coregonus sp. 'balchen'
Lineage: Eukaryota; Metazoa; Chordata; Actinopteri; Salmoniformes; Salmonidae
Source: the annotation of a GenBank genome assembly
CACUCACUCACAGAGGAACCUCCUCAGGAGAAUGGGGUCAUCCAGAGCACCCAGGGCCUGUACAGCUCCACCUCCCCUCCUGCCUCGCCAGUGGCCGGGGACCUGGACGACGAGCCCUUCUCCACAUACUUUGAGGAGAAGGUGCCCAUUCCAGAGGAUGUCACCCAGGUACUGAGGCCAUGUGGCCUAUGACCUCACACAGAUUACCUAUGACCUCAGGGUCUAUGACAUCACAAGAAGUAUUAACUCACAGAGCCUAUGGCAUCACAGGGGUUAUGACCUCACACAGAUGAACCCAGAGCCUAUGGCAUCACAUGGGCAAUUAUGACCUUAUAAGGUAUAUUAUAUCACAGUUAUUAUUGAGGAAUAGAGCCUAUGGAAUCACAGGAAUUAUUAUUACCUCAUUAGGUCUAUGACAUCACAGUUAUUAUUGAGUCAGAGAGCCUAUGGCAUCACAGGGAUUAUCAAUACCUCACAUGGUCAUUGACAUCACAGGGCCUAUCUUCUAAGGGCUUAUGACCUCAAAGAGCCUAUUACACUAAGCUUAUGACCUGAAUAAAGUGAUACACAAAGUUACUAUUUGUAUAGAAUAAUUUAGAAAUUAUAACUUCAAUGACAGAUAAUACUUCAUGCUAAGAUUUAUUUUCAGGUGUUGAUUGUACUAUUUGUGAUCCUCUCUUUUCAGAUAUUCAGUUUCCGUAAACUCUGGGCUUUUACGGGACCAGGUUUCCUGAUGAGCAUAGCCUAUCUUGACCCAGGGAACAUCGAGUCCGACCUGCAGUCUGGAGCUAAAGCUGGCUUUAAGGUGAACACAAACACAACAGCAGCCUUGGUUGACCUUCGCUCAAGGGGCAGGGGUACCAAAUCAAAUGUUAUUCGUCACAUGCUUCGUAAACAACAGGUGAAAUGCUUACUUACGGGCCCUUCCCAACAAUGCAGAGAGAAAGAAAAUAGAGAAAUAAUAGAAAAGUAAUAAUAAAUACACAAUGAGUAACGAUAACUUGGCUAUAUACACGGGGUACCAAUACUGAGUCGAUGUGCUGGGGUACGAGGUAAUUGAGGUAGAUAUGUACAGUGCAUUCGGAAAAACCAAGCCAUGAGGUCGAAGGAAUUGUCCGUAGAGCUCCGAGACAGGGUUGUGUCGAGGCACAGAUCUGUGGAAGGGUACAAAAAAAUGUCUGCAGCAUUGAAGGUCCCCAAGAACACAGUGGCCUCCAUCAUUCUUAAAUGGAAGAAGUUUGGAACCACCAAGACUCUUCCUAUAGCUGGCUGCUUGGCCAAACUGAGCAAUCGGGGGAGAAGGGCCUUGGUCAGGGAUGUGACCAAGAACCAGAUGGUCAAUCUGACAGAGCUCCAGAGUUCCUCUGUGAAGAUGGGAGAACCUUCCAGAAGGACAACCAUCUCUGCAGCACUCCACCAAUCAGGCCUUUAUGUUAGAGUGGCCAGACGGAAGCCACUCCUCAGUAAAAGGCACAUGACAGCCCGCUUGGAGUUUGCCAAAAGGCACCUAAAGGACUCUGACCAUGAAAAACAAGAUUCUCUGGUCUGAUGAAACCAAGAUUGAACUCUUUGGCCUGAAUGCCAAGCGUCACGUCUGGAGGAAACUUGGCACCAUCCCUACGGUGAAGCAUGGUGGUGGCAGCAUCAUGCUGUGGGGAUGUUUUUCAGCGGCAGGGACUGGGAGACUAGUCAGAAUCGAGGGAAAGAUGAUCGGAGCAAAGUACAGAGAGAUCCUUGAUGAAAACCUGCUCCAGAGCACUCAGGACCUCAGACUGGGGGCGAAGGUUCACCUUCCAACAGGACAACGACCCUAAGUACACAGCAAAGACAAUGCAGCAGUGGCUUCGGGGAUAAGUCUCUGAAUGUCCUUGAGUAGCCCAGCCAGAGCCCGGACUUGAACCCGAUCGAAUAUCUCUGGAGAGACCUGAAAAUAGCUGUGCAGCGACGCUCCCCAUCCAACCUGACAGAGCUUGAGAGGAUCUGCAGAGAAGAAUGGGAGAAACUCCACAAAUACAGGUGUGCCAAGCUUGUAGCGUCAUACCCAAGAAGACUCAAGGCUGUAAUCGCUGCCAAAGGUGCUUCAACAAAGUACAAAGUAAAGGGUCUGAAUACUUAUGUAAAUGUGAUAUUUCCGUGUUUUAUUUUUUAUACAUUUGCAAACAUUUCUAAAAACCUGUUUUUGCUUUGUCAUUAUGGGGGUAUUGUGUGUAGAUUGAUGAGAUUAUAAAAAUUUUUAUAUAUUUUUGAAUAAGGUUGUAACGUAACAAAAUGUGGAAAAAGUCAAGGGGUCUGAAUACCUUCCGAAUGCACUGUACAUAUAACUACGAAUAAAGUGACUAGCAACGUGAUAUAUAAUAAACAGUAGCAGCAGUAUAUGUGAUGAGUCAAAGUUAGUGUUAGUGUAAAAAUGGUCAAUGCAGAUAGUCUGGGUAGCUAUUUGGUUAACUAUUUAACUAACUAUUUAGCCAUGGUGCUGUGAGCCUAGGAAGAGAGCUCCUGUACAUUUUGUAAAUAUUUCAUACUCGUUUUUGUUAAAUGUUUAAAUAAACUUUUUAUUUUUUAUAAUUCUCUGUUUUGAUCACAUGGUGGUCUUCAAUGUAAAAGUUACAGGACUUUGAUGUUAAAUCCGUGUGUUUGCCUUGGCUGGCUAGCUAGCUGGAUGUCUAAUGUUUGCAUUUAAAUAAUGCAGCAGCAGCUCCGGCUUUUUUGUUUCACCUGCCGGUUGGAAGGUGGAGACUGCGGUGUCUGAGAUGUCAGAGAGGCGGAGGAACUGUUCCUGACCACUGCUGAUAUGUGGUUAAUUUUCUGGUGCUUUACUGAAGCUAAAGCAUCACCCAGGUGGGUGCUACACUGUCGGCAAUGGAGGAUCAGCUAACUACGGAGGAGCGGCUACUAUGAAGGAACUGGGAACGUCAGACAAAGUGAUGGACCCUGAUGAAGAGCUUCUGGCUUGUCUGACAGACUGACUUUCUCCCUAGCUGUACUGUACCAUCGAUGCCCCCUCCACUCAAGCCAUACUGACUUUUCCAAACUGCCUCAACUCUAUUCGUUUUCCAGCUUUCAUUUGUUGUUCAUUGAUGAAUGAUGUAUUUAGUUAACAAGAGGGGACCACAAUGGAAAUAAUAAGUUUCAAACCUUUUUUAAUUAUACUUGAUGAUUUUUAAAUGCAUUGUAUCCACAUGUGUGGUUGUAUUGUGAUUUUUGUCAAAUAUAUCAUAUAGUAGUCUUAUGGCUUGGGGGUAGAAGCUGUUCAGGGUCCUGGUUUCCAUACUUGGUGCAUCGGUACCGCUUGCUGUGCGGUAGUAGAGAGAACAGUCUAUGACUUGGGUGGCUGGAGUCUGACAGUUUUUAGGGCCUUACUCUGACACCGCCUGGUAUAGAGGUCCUGGGUGGCAGGGAGCUCGGCCCCAGUGAUGUACUGGGCCGUACACACUACCCUCUGUAGCGCCAUGCGGUUGGAUGCCAAGCAGUUGCCAUACUAAGCGCUGAUGCAGCCCAACAAGAUGCUUUCAAUGGUGCAGCUGUAGAGCUUUUUGAACCAUGCUCAAAUACUAUGAAAAAUAAUUUACUCAAAGGCAAAGUUCUACCCCCCCCCCCCCUCUCUCUCUCUCUCUCUCUCUCUCUCUCAGCUCCUGUGGGUGUUGUUGGGGGCCACCAUCAUCGGCCUCCUCCUGCAGAGACUGGCUGCACGCCUGGGGGUCGUCACAGGGAUGCACCUCGCAGAGGUCUGCAACCGCCAGUACCCCACUGUGAGUAACCCUCCCUCGCCCUACACCAUAUAGAAGGGUUUGGUUUUGGUGAACUUAAUUGAAUGUGAUUGCUGUGUGUUAUAUCCAGUCUUGUUCUUCACACCUCCAUCCUGUCCAAGGUUCCUCGUAUCAUCCUGUGGCUGAUGGUGGAGCUGGCCAUCAUCGGCUCAGACAUGCAGGAGGUCAUCGGUUGUGCCAUCGCCUUCAACCUCCUCUCUAUGGGCAGGUAGCUACAGUACCACCCACCAGCACCCAACUACACUUUACUACACUACACUACACUACACAAAGAGUGCGUCCCAAAUGACACCCUAUUCCCUAUACAGUGCCCCCUGUUCAAAAGUAGUGCUCUAUAUAGUGAAUAGGGUGCCUCUUGUCAAAAGUAGUGCACUAUAUAGGGAAUAGGGUGGCAUUUGGGAUGCAUACAACGGCCGCUCUAGAGAUAAAUGUAUUGGGGUCAAACUAACAUUGUUGUUUGCUAUCUACCAGGAUUCCACUUUGGGGAGGUGUCCUUAUCACCAUCAUUGACACCUUUGUGUUCCUUUUUCUAGAUAAAUAUGGUGAGUGUUUCUUCGACACAUUAAGAUGUGUAUGUGAUUUAAUAAUCCUUGGGUUCAGGUGUGUGUCCAUUUCUGUCUGGGCGUGUUUCAAUAUGAUAUCUGACUUUUGUUUAUUAGGCCUGAGGAAACUAGAAGCCUUCUUUGGGUUUCUCAUCACCAUCAUGGCUGUAAGCUUUGGGUAUGAGGUAAGAACAAGCUUUUCCCUGUGUUCAUCUAUAAAACUUCCGUAAACCUGGCAGCUGGUUUUGAUAGUAUGUAGCGCAGCUUUGAUAGAAUUUGGUAGGUUUUUGUUUCUGCGUGUGUGCAUCUGACUGUCUUCUCUUGCGUGUGCCUGUAGUAUGUGAUGGUGCGUCCGGACCAGGGGGAGCUGCUGAAGGGGAUGUUUCUGCCGUACUGUGAGGACUGUGAUUCUGCUCAGAUGGAGCAGGCUGUGGGCAUCGUAGGAGCAGUCAUCAUGCCCCACAACAUCUACCUGCACUCUGCCCUCGUCAAGGUAGGUCUCUUGCAUUAUGACAUAGUAUAGAGGAGUGUAGGACCUUCACUAUGACACAGGAGUCAAAUACCUACUUUAUGACAGCACAGAGGAGUGAAAGACCUUGACUAUGACAUAGAACAGAGGAGUCAAAGACCUGCUUUAUGACAUAGAACAGAGGAGUCAAAGACCUGAUUUAUGACAUAGCAUAGAGGAGUCAAAGACCUGCUUUAUGACAUAGCACUGAGGAGUCAAAGACCUGCUUUAUGACAUAGCACUGAGGAGUCAAAGACCUUCACUAUGACAUAGUACAGGGUCGUCACGGACCUUUACUAUGACACACAAAAUAUUGGUGAAAACAUUUAAGAACGAUUGGAAUAAAAUCAUUUAUACAUUUUUGGGCCAAACAACCAGAAAGUACAAUGUCACAGGAAUUGGGAUUAUAUGUUAGUUCAUUAAUUUGAAUGAUAUUUUAUCGUCUAGUCUCGGCAAAUAGAUCGUGGGAACAAGAAAGAGGUGAAGGAGGCCAACAAAUACUACUUCAUCGAGUCAACUAUCGCUCUCUUCAUCUCCUUCCUCAUCAACGUCUUUGUUGUAGCAGUGUUUGCUGAGGCCUUCUAUGACAAAACCAACAUUGAGGUGGUGGGUAUAACAACUAACCAGACCCAGCAUGUCUCCUUGUCUCAGAAUGUAACAAUCCGUUACAGAUGAUUUAUACAGUAAUAUAGCAUCAGUAUGGCACCUUUAAACCAGUGACCUUCCUUGUUUGUGAUGUGCUGCUGUUCCUAUCUGUUUGUCACAGAAUGCAAAAUGCAAUGCAUCAGGCAGUCCUCACACAGACCUCUUCCCCCUGGACAACAGCACGCUACAGGUGGACAUCUACAAAGGGGUACGUCUUUUAAGGAUGAACAACAAUCUAUAUAACCUGUGAUAUGAAAUCACUUUGAUACUGCAUAUACCUGCUAUCUCAGUCGAUCAUUUUGCCAUGAAAUGAACAUUUGUUCGGUGUUGAUAAUAUGAAUAACCAUGGAGGGAAUGUAUACAAACUCCCUCUCUCACUCACUCUAUACAGGGGGUGGUGCUGGGUUGUUUCUUUGGCCCUGCGGCCCUCUACAUCUGGGCCAUCGGGAUCCUGGCUGCCGGACAGAGCUCCACCAUGACAGGCACUUACUCUGGCCAGUUUGUCAUGGAGGUGAGAACAUGCACAAGUACCCAACUACCGUGUUUGUUUGUUUGUGUGUGUGAGAGUGCACAUUGUAUUGUUAACCUUUUUAAGUUAAUCCUUGUGUAUGCGUGUUGGUAUGUACACACCUCAGGGUUCUGUCAGUCGGGAUGUGUGUUUGUCUGUAUGUUGACUAUUUUCUCUCUCUUCCCCUGCCUCAGGGUUUCCUGAACCUGCGUUGGUCCCGUUUUGCCCGGGUGCUUCUCACCCGCUCCAUCGCCAUCUUCCCUACCCUGCUGGUGGCCAUCUUUCAGGACGUGCAGCACCUAACGGGCAUGAACGACUUCCUCAACGUAUUGCAGAGCAUGCAGGUCAGAGAGAGAAGAGAAGACAUGACCAGAGCCCUAUCAAAAGUAGUGCACAAAAUGGGGAAUAGGUUGCCAUUUGGGACGCAGAAGGGGUCUGGGGACAUGCAGAGAGAGAAGAGACUGGGCUGGUCAGGGAGGAGAGGAGACGGGUGCAGGACCGUGAGAGGAGAGAGUGGAGACGGGGGCUAGGGACUGCAGGUUAGAGAGAGGGGUAGCAGCUACUCUGGGCUGGUUGGGAGUCUUUGGGGUUUUUAUACUGAUGCUUGUAUUAAAAGCUAUUGAAGGAGACUGACUGUAGUGAGUUCUUACUGUUCUUUCUGUCUCUCCUUGUUCCACAGCUGCCGUUUGCUCUGAUCCCCAUCCUGACCUUCACCAGUCUGACAUCCAUCAUGGAUGACUUUGCUAAUGGACUGUGAGUCACCAUAACCCUCAACCCAUAUAACACUGAAGAUUGCUUCUGUAUUUGCACUGAUAGACCAAUUCAUUCAUAGACGUGAUGACGGGAAGCAUCUCAAAUGGAUUCUUAUUCCCUAUAUAGUGCCCUACUUAGUGCACUCUGUAGGGAAUAGGGUGCCAUUUGGGACGCAGUCAGAUUGUUUCUGUAUUUGCACUGAUAGACCAAUUAAUUAAUUAAUGUGAUAACAGUGACACUUUAUCAUUGUGACGCCUAACCGUCUCGGCUGUGACUAUGCUCCUCAGGGUGUGGAAGAUUGGCGGAGGGGUGGUUAUCCUGGUGGUCUGUGCCAUAAACAUGUACUUUGUGGUGGUCUACGUGACCAGCCUGAACAGUGUGGCGCUCUACGUGCUGGUGGCCUUGCUCUGCAUAGCCUACCUAAGCUUUGUGUGCUACCUGGUGAGUUACUGUAGCAUUCAUUAUAACAGCAUGAACCGGGCUAGAUGAGCACACAACACUGUAGAUCAAAUAAAGUGGCUACCUUUCAAUGCUGAAUACUAGAUACUGAAUGCAGGGAUAUGGUUUGGAAAGAUAUAUUCUAAACUAUUAUAGGGAGUACAGUGACCCUCUUCUGACCUCCUCCCCUCUCUGUGUGUCUACAGACGUGGCAGUGUCUGAUAGCCCUCGGGGUCUCCUGUCUGGACGUGUCCUGUCUGGGCAGCAGGGUAAGCAACAACAGACCUGCUGUGUUCAUUGAGGAACAGCCAGCGUAUGACACCUAAAACGGAACAGGACAGUGUUUAAAGGACAAGACAGACCAACACGAACGUCGGCCGUGCACAGUAGAUCACCUGCUAGGUGUCGACAAACGUUGGCCAUUCAACAUGUAGAAUCGUUGGGAAAUGAACAGAAAAUGACGUCCGAACAGAAAAUGACGCACUCGCUGCGCAUAACAGAUGUUCUUGUUGGUCUGUCUUGUCCUUCAGGCUUCGCGAGAGAGAGACUUGCACCUUUUAUAGAGAUUUUAAGACAUAUCCCGAUAUCUCUAAUCAUGAGAUCAACAGUUUAGAGAACAUUUCCCCCCCACUAUUCUAAAUGUUUUAUCGUGUUCAGUUCUGUUGAGCUACUGGUAUGUGGGGUUUAUUUAAAGUUUAUUAUGUAAAACCCAGUUACAACAAAUAACCUCCCUCCUGUUCAAAGGCCUCCCUGUCCCUUUGAGAGAAUCCUCAGUGUUCAGCCAUAGUUUUUGAUAUCCCAUCUCCUUUAUUUUCAAUGCUCAAGCAGAGCGGGUGUGACAUUCUUAUGCUUUUCAAUUAGAAAAUUAAGUUUGAAUUCUAUUUCUCUCCAAUUAUUGCAGUCCUAUUCCAGGUUAAGAUAUGA